This is a messenger RNA of Cantharellus anzutake, 543 nucleotides long. RefSeq lists its product as uncharacterized. The coding region runs from base 1 to 543 and encodes 180 amino acids. NCBI's taxonomy places the organism in Eukaryota, Fungi, Basidiomycota, Agaricomycetes, Cantharellales, Hydnaceae. The record is from RefSeq and is a predicted model, not a curated record. The transcript has 5 exons.
AUGUACAUAAAUGUACCUGAAGUGGGAACCGAAGAAGUAACCUUCUUCUCACAUUCUCCACUUCAGGGACCACUGUCCCGGAUCGGGCCUGCCAGUACGCACGCCCGCUCCACACCCCGCGACGGCCUCAGUGCCGGGCAUUACCCCCGGGCCCUCUCGACCCCGGACGCGUCCCUGACACCUGGUACUUUGGCUAUUGUUUCAAUGCUGGUCUAUUUCAUUUUAUCUGGGGACACUGAGAUGACCUCUGGUUCUGGCAAGCCCAGUGCCACUAACUAUGUCAAUAUCCUCCUUAACCUAUAUGGUUUUAUCUUUACGGUGCUUCAACAAGAGAAAACUGCCAAUGUCCAACCAAUGCAUGAGACCAUGAAUUGGUACCAGCAUUUGUUGUUUGGUGCUCCUGCAGGGGCAGGGGGUGAACACACAUCAGGACAAGUUGGACAUCUUCCUUUGGGCCUGAGUGCUCUUCUUGAAGAAAUGGAUCUUAAUGAAGCAGAUCCAAAUGUUUCCUCUGAAGUGCUUUUACUAAUAUUUUUGUACUGA